AGUGGGAAACUGAUGAGCAUCUUCGGCCUCUUCUGCAUGGACUGCAACCACGAGAUCAGCAAAGAGGCAUCGGAGGCAUUGCAUUACCUGUUCAAAAUCCUUGUGCUUCAGAGAAGUGUGAAACAGAAGACAGAGACUAUCCUGAAGGAUUUGCAGAAGCAUUUCCAUGGAGCAUGGCUUGCCAGCCUGCAGGAUCUAACACUGUUCUUCAAGAAAUACCUGACCCCUGAGGAGAGAGCAGAUAUGAUCAUGGUGAGCAUGGAGGCCAUGACCAACACCAGCAGGCAUGACAUCUCUGCAGCUUCCAAGAUGUUAAAGAUGAUCCUGAAGUACACGAUUCCAGAGAUCGGGAAGGUGCCGGAAAUCAUCCAGUACAUUUACUACCACAUGAACAGCAUUACAGAAACCACAGCCCAAAAAACCAUUAAGAAGAUCCUGUAUUUGCUGUCCCAGUACUACACUGAUGAAGUUAUCCUGACACUAUUGAAAAUAGAAGAUCAGUCACAAAAGGGGGUUUGCAGGCCCUGGGAAAUCCUGGCAUCCUUCCCCAAAGGCUACGAAAUGAUCAUGGACUAUCUGCUCCAGAGGCUGACUCCACACCAGAGAUCAAAGGACCAGGAGCCCAGCCACAGAACAGAGAUCUCACCACUGAUUGCCACCAGAGCCAUCCAUGAGCUCCUGCUGGAACCCAGUCGGCGGAUGGAGGUGCAGUCCUUCUUCUCCUCCUUGUUCAUGGCCUUGCUGUUCCAGAUCUCCUUUUUGGUGGUUGAAGAGGACACUGAAAUAAGCCAGGAUCAGCAACACAUAGCUAAAUGUGUGGACCCUAUAAGUUCUACCGUGGAGGCCCUGAAGACCUUGAUGCGAAGUUCUGGGUAUGGGGACUAUGUGUCUUCUAUACAGAGACGUGGGGGCUGGUGGCUUCUUGUCAAUCCUGAAAGACACUAUGACGGAGUCACUGUGCUGGCCAGGUCCCUGGUCAUCAAUAACUGUUGGCACAACCGCCCCCUCUUCAGCUCCAUCAUCAGAUUCCUCCAGGACCCAGACUGCAAGAAUCACUUAACGGCCCUUGUGUUCCUGACAGAGCUGCUCCAGUGCCCAGAUGUGGCAGCCUUAGUGGAUGACUUCACCACCCGCAUUCUGGCAAACUGGUUCAAGAGUGAGGAGCCAGCCAUAGUGAAGCCAUUGCUGCAGAUGCUAGAGGUCUUUGCGAAGCAUGAAAACAUGGUCCCCUGGAGGUUGCUGUCAUCAUCAGGGAUGAGAAGGGCAGUGGCGAUGGAAACUUAUGGCAUGGUGGGAGGAGGGGGCCUCCUCUGUUUUCUCCCCUUUUCUCAUGAUGGACGCAAGGUGAGGCGGCUCCGAAUCCUCCAGCCGUAUGUGCUGAACUGCUGCUACUCCUCGAACAGCGACAUAGUACUGGAGACUUUGCUGGUGCUGAAGAAUCUCCUGAGCCACCUCACCUGGCGGCACUCCUCCUCCUUCCUGAUCCAGCUCACCUUCACGCUGGUGCCCUUCUUUGAGGAGGUGUCAGAGCAUCUGCGGUUGGCAGCCUUUGAGAUCUAUGAGAGUCUCUUGGCCAAGGUCAAGAAGAGAGGCCUUGUCUUCCCCUUGAAGCACCAGAUUCUCAACUUGCUAGUCCCUCUGGUGCUCCACCUGAGGGACGUAAAUACCGACGUGGCUCUGGUGAGAGGCCAGGCCUUGGAGCCUGGUCUUCAGUCCCCGUUUUCAUGGGAGAUCUGCCGGUCUGCCCUCUGCCACACAGCUGCCAUGCUGGGCUGGUCAAAGCUGAAAGCAGUAUUUGCAGAGAAAGAUGUGUGGAACAUUCUUGGAACCCUGCUGGAGCAGGAGACAAACAAAGCCCUCUGGUUCCUGAAGCAGUGUGUGGCUCUCUUCAAGAGCCCACAGGUUCCCAUCCGCUGGGCAGCUGUGUGGUUUGCAGGCCAGAUUAUCCAAACCCUAGACUUGGAAGAGAUUGAUGAAAUUGAGGAGGCGUACACAGCCCUAAGGCACAUGCAGAGAGACUCUGACCCCAUGGUCAGCUGCCUCACCACACAGACUUUCUAUAUCCUGGAAGCCAAGAAGAAGCUGCUACUGGCCAAGGCCCCGACCUCCUGCUUCUGCAGGAGGAGGCCCCAAAGGCACUACUUCUGAGCCUGCAUCCUUGAGUCUCAGAUGUAGGCCUGACCAUCAGACCCUGUGACAAUGGGGCCAGAUUCCUGGGUCCUGUGCUAGAAAUGGAGGUAUAUCCCUGCAGAAUCUUUGUAAUAAAAGGAAAAAGCAUGC
Messenger RNA from Mandrillus leucophaeus (drill), 2280 nucleotides. Its product is annotated as maestro heat-like repeat-containing protein family member 7. The record is from RefSeq and is a predicted model, not a curated record. Gene Ontology annotation, cellular component: cytoplasm. NCBI's taxonomy places the organism in Eukaryota, Metazoa, Chordata, Mammalia, Primates, Cercopithecidae. The transcript has 16 exons. The coding region runs from base 13 to 2148 and encodes 711 amino acids.